AUGUCAAUCCGAACCGGCCAUUCUGAAGCCACUUUCAACCCUCACAUUUUGAUCGUCGAUCCAACCAAAGAACAAUACCAACGGAGACCAAUUGGAUUGCUAUUCAACCCAAGGAUACCCUCUCUUGCAAUUUCGAUCUCUCGCAGUACGAGCCAAUUGGCUGAAACUGCCAGCCUUGCGGCUGGAGUGGAUACUUUUUACCUUAUUUUUGCUGGUGCCUUGGUCUACUUCAUGCAGACCGGUUUUGCCAUGCUUUGUGCCGGUUCUAUCCGUGCCAAGAACGUGAAGAAUGUGAUCCUUUGGAACUUGCUUGAUUCUUGUGGUGGGGGUCUAGCAUUCUGGGCCGUUGGUUACGCCUUUGCUUAUGGCGGUGACAACGAUGGCACCAGCAAGACAUUCAUUGGUAACAGUGGAUUCUUCUUGGCCAAUGGCGAGGUUGAAUUCCACAACUGGUUCUUCCAGUUUGCCUUUGCUUGCGCCCUCUCGUCCAUUGUGGCUGGAACUAUUGCCGAGAGGACCCAGAUGCUUGCAUACCUCUUUUACUCGGUCUUCCUUGUUGGAUUUUGCUACCCUGUUGUGGCCCAUGCCUUCUGGUCUCCUCGUGGAAUUUUCUCUGCCGGUGCUGCUGAGCCACUCUGGGGUUCUGGAGCUAUCGACCUAGCUGGAAGUGGUCCAGUUCACAUGACCGGAGGAGUUUGUGCUCUCGUUGCAGCUAUCAUCUUGGGCCCUCGGCGUGGACGCUUCCAUGAUCUCGACGGUAAUCCACUCGAAGAGCCACAUGACUUCCCUCCUCAUUCCGUCGCCCUUCAGUUCCUUGGAACCUUCUGCCUCUGGUUCGGAUGGUACGGAUUCAACCCUGGUUCAACUCUGUACAUCUCUUCCAACCAGUUCGGCGAAGUUGCUGCUCUCGUCGCUGUCAACACGACUUUGUCCGCUUGCGCCGGCGCUGUUUCUGCCAUGUUCACCUCUACCUUUUUCGAUUGGCGCAAGACUGGCGUUGCAACAUACGAUCUUGGCUACACAAUGAAUGGAUGUCUUACUGGAUUGGUUGCCGUCACUGCCGGAUGUGCCACUGUUGAGCCAUGGGCUGGCGUUGCCAUUGGUGUUAUGGCUGGAUGGUUGUAUCUUGCUGCCUCCAAGCUGCUGAUCAUGUUGCGCAUUGAUGAUGCCGUUGAUGCGAUUCCCGUCCACAUGGUUGGAGGUGCCUGGGGAGUCAUUGCCACUGGCCUGUUCACCAACGCAAAUAGGUUGCAAGCAGCAUUCGGAACGUCCGAGCACAUUGGUUGGUUCUACUCCUGGGGACGAGGCUCGGGAGACUUCACCUUGUUGGGCAUUCAACUCCUUGCCGUUCUCUUCAUCUUUGCAUGGACCGGUGUUAUCAUGGGUGCUUUCUUCUUCAUGCUCAACCUCUUUGGCAUGCUCCGCAUCGACCCAUUGGAAGAGGAGGUCGGUAUGGACAUCAGUCGCCACAAGGGUUCCGCUUACGACAUCAACAAUGCGCCUGAAGCAGCUGUUGACGCAUUGAACCUCAGCCGCAGUGGCCAUGGCCCCAGGACUUCUGGCGCUAGUAAGACUGUUUCUGGAGCGAUGAAGGAUGAUUCUGCCAAUCCCGAUGCAACCGCCACCGCCGCCGCGAAGGUCAACGAGGAAUGCGAUGCGUAG
Seminavis robusta is the source of this 1662-nucleotide messenger RNA. Lineage: Eukaryota; Bacillariophyta; Bacillariophyceae; Naviculales; Naviculaceae. The record is from the annotation of a GenBank genome assembly.